AUGGAGAAUCCACAUGCACAACGGCAGGCUGUGCUUCUCGAACGGAUUCUGAAAAACGCCUCGACAUGCACAGAAGUAAUCAUCGAACUCAAUCACUGUGUUGAAGAAAUUUUACGGGCAAAUGCCCCUGUCAAGAUAGCAGCGGAUCUCGCUACGAAAUACCGCAAGAAUGUACAAUAUAACCUUAAGGCCACAAAGCAGGAGAUGUCUUGA
This is a messenger RNA of Pisolithus orientalis, 213 nucleotides long. Its product is annotated as DASH complex subunit Dad4. The record is from RefSeq and is a predicted model, not a curated record. Bases 1 to 213 code for a protein of 70 amino acids. Gene Ontology annotation, biological process: attachment of spindle microtubules to kinetochore. The transcript is spliced from 3 exons. Gene Ontology annotation, cellular component: mitotic spindle; DASH complex. Lineage: Eukaryota; Fungi; Basidiomycota; Agaricomycetes; Boletales; Pisolithaceae.